Messenger RNA from Colletotrichum siamense, 1845 nucleotides. RefSeq names its product D-aminopeptidase (gene dap). The transcript is spliced from 3 exons. Lineage: Eukaryota; Fungi; Ascomycota; Sordariomycetes; Glomerellales; Glomerellaceae. The coding region runs from base 1 to 1845 and encodes 614 amino acids. The record is from RefSeq and is a predicted model, not a curated record. Gene Ontology annotation, molecular function: aminopeptidase activity.
AUGCCAGUGUCCGAAGAAGUCACAAAACAACUGCUUGACGGCAUCCCGUCCCGCGUGCGGGGGCCGGGCGGCGCAAUCGCCGUGCUCAAAGACGGCAAGCUCAUCGGGCAACGGGUCUGGGGCUACGCCGACCUCGUCCGCAAGAUCCCCAUGACCGCCGAAACUCUGCUGCCAAUCUGCUCAAUCUCAAAGCAGAUGCUAUGCGCUCUCAUGUACGAUUUGGAGCACAAUCCGCCCGCCAGCUUGGCCGACAAGGGUGACGUCAAAGCGAAGUUCUCGGACAAGAUGACAGCACUUCUGCAUCCAAACCUGACCCGUGACGGAGCCCUGACGAUUGACCAUUUGGCCAACAACCAGUCAGGCAUCCGGGAUUACUGGGCUCUAAGCGUGCUAUGGGGAGCCCAGCCGGAGGACCGCUUCUCGAUAGCGGACCACAGCAAGCUCAUGAUCGAGCGACUCCAGUCGUUCCACUUCGAGCCCGGUAUGGAGUACUCAUAUGCCAACACAAAUUUCCACAUCUUGGGCCGAAUCGUGGAACAAGUGGCUGGAGAUUCGAUCGCCUCGUUGCUUGAACAACGCAUCUUUGGCCCGGCAAAGAUGAAGACCGCACGGCUUGCGGCCGAUACUGCACAGCUGCCGCCUCCGUGUGUCGGAUACGAAGGAGAUGAGCAGCGCGGAUUCUUCCCUGCCGAUAACAAGAUCGAGUGGGCUGGCGAUGCCGGCGUUGUUGCCUCCCUUAACGAUAUGAUUGCUUAUGAGCAAUACCUGGACCGCAUCUCGACCGAGCGGGGUAGUUGGUAUGAAGCGGCCUUGAAGCAGCCGUUGUACAAAGACGGGACACCGGCUGGUUAUGCCCAAGGGCUGGGCCACGGCAAGAUUGAAAACGUGAAAGUAGUCGGCCACAGCGGCGCAUUGCGCGGUUUCCGUCUCUACCGAGUCCAUGCUCCCGAAGAACGGAUCUCCGUUGUCGUCUUGCUCAACCACGAGGGCGGCUCAGCAGCGCCAGCCGAGGAAAUCAUCCGAGGCCUGCUUGAUUUGAAGAAAUCAGAACCUGCCCCGGUUGACGCAGACUCGAGCUGGUUCGGCACGUUCCUCGACGAACAGACGCAGCUCGCCAUCACCGUGUCCCAAGGCGCGAAGGGCAAGGUCAACAUUUCCUACGCCGGGUCCGCGGAGGCGAUUAACCUCAAGGAUCCGAAGCACGCCGAGUCGCCUGGGAUGGUGGCCAAGAUCGAUGGGAAUCAGCUCAAGAUUCAUCGUGUGAAGGAGAAUCGGGCCCUGAAAGCGUCCCGCAUCUUGCAAGCAGGGACGGUUAAUUACUCUGCGUUUGGUGGCGACUUUCACUGCGCUGAGAUUGAUUCGACAACCAGACAAAACCUGAAAUCAUCAACGACCAUGUGCCAACAGCUAGAAGAGCUCCUCGUCUGCUGCUCCUCGGCCUGCCGCUCGGAGGAGCACGGUAUCCGCCUACCCCUCCUCCGCCUCAUCCCAACACCGAAUCCGUUCUACGUCCUCUGUCAAAAGGCCAGCCAGAUGGGCUACCGCCCAGACGCCAACUGCCUAGGCCGCCUGGUGUUGAGCCAGCGUCCCGAUCAAUGCCCCGAUUAUCGCGCAGCCCCCGACGCCAAGACUAACAACAUCCUCUCAUGGACCGCAUCGCGAGACAUUAUGACACGAUCCAACUUCCCAACCCACAUCCACUGCGCCGCCUGCUUAGGUAUCGGUCACGGCGGCGUGGUAAACAUCCAGCCAGCCUACAUGCAACCAAUUGGCCAGACAGGUGCGAUGCCGCUUCAUAUCACCAUGAACGUCACUGGGGUCCGCAAUCGUUGGAUCCGAGGCUGA